AAAAUUUCGAAUUCUUUCACAAAAACAAUCUAAAUGGGCAUAAAAUAUUUACUAAUGAUUUUUGGCGCAUAUAACAGUCUCGAUUCUUGUCUACCGGCUCCGGCUUCUUCAUAUCCGGAGUCAAAAACACGUCCAAGUUCUCUUCCAUGUGCUUUCCCUUGGCCCAAUGCCCGGAACCUGGCUUCCAUGCUUCUUCCGCUCCAUCCUUAGAGACACCUGAGGCCUGUCCGGUCGACUCUCAUAUCAAGGUCGAUUUACACAUUAUCUACUUCGCUUCCGCAGGUAUCAGGGGCCUCGGAGUACCGUGUGCAGUAACUACUUUUUUGGUGGACUUUGAGUGGGACUCAACGGAUGUUUGCUCGACUGUCACGCAAAUCUGCCAGAUGGCUGGAUGUGCGCGUUGAACAUGCAAUGUCUGGCAGUGACAAUGGCAUGUUGGUCGAUGUAAACGUGCUCACUUGUCUCGACUUAUCGUGGCGCGGGCUGUGUGGCCAGACCAUUGAGCCUGUGUAUCGUGGCUUGAAACAUGUUGUGGAGGAAGACUUGGACACAGUUGCUAGGCUGUUGUCUGAGCUAGAUCCCUUUGGUCAAGAACUAGAACAGACGAACGAACAUUUAGAAGUAGCUCCGCAGCCGCAGCCGUCGUUGUCGCCGAGCUUGGCAGAGGAAAGCGCAUUUACACGUCCUGAAAUUUCACUACCAGAACGACCGAGAAGAAAGCGUAGGCGUUCGUCUGCUUUAGUCGAACCGCUCGUCAUCAAACCUACGCAUCCUUCUGCUCCGACAAUUAUUGUUUCGCCGUGUCCCUCUCAGGCGCGUGAAACCUCGUCUUGGGUGCCGUAUCAAGAUGCGGCAUUUGGCGCGCGCCUCACAGUGCCCACAUACGCCCCAUCAAACAGCGCAUUUCCGCCCCUCGUAGCUCCAUCCAAUCUUGACAACCGCGCUGAUGAAUGGAUGUACGUCAACGGCCAUUGGUGUGCCAUCCUUCCCACACAUGAUGAACAGUGUAGAAGAGGGCUGUACUCUAGGAGCAUGGUUUCUAGGCGACGUUCAAGGCUACGGCCUCCUUGUCGGACGGACGUUUGAGUCUGUUGGGCCGAUCUACCACUGACUUCCCUUGUCCCUCGUUUGUUGCAUUCGCCGUCUUGGGCAGUUCAUUCCAUAACCAUAUUGCAUUGUAUCUAUCAUGUUAUCUAACUCAUAUAUUUGUUCACUACCGUCGUAGAGAUUAACUUAUCGUCAUGAUUCAGAUCAUUGAGCGGAAAUGGGAGACACGUUUACUUGACGUGGGAAAUUAUGUGAC
Suillus discolor is the source of this 1303-nucleotide messenger RNA. RefSeq lists its product as uncharacterized. Bases 352 to 1086 code for a protein of 244 amino acids. The record is from RefSeq and is a predicted model, not a curated record. NCBI's taxonomy places the organism in Eukaryota, Fungi, Basidiomycota, Agaricomycetes, Boletales, Suillaceae. The transcript has 4 exons.